Molecule: messenger RNA, 1513 nt
Organism: Alosa sapidissima (American shad)
Lineage: Eukaryota; Metazoa; Chordata; Actinopteri; Clupeiformes; Clupeidae
Product: synapsin-3-like
Exons: 2
Source: RefSeq, a predicted model, not a curated record
UGUUUCUUGGCUAGACCAAGCAAAAAGAGCGAGAGAAAGAGAAAUGGAUUUAAUAUCAGAGUGUUUCUUGUACUGAACGUAGGGGGCUCCACGAUUCCCCAGGCAUCCAUUUCUCAGUAUCAACAACCAUCUUCAGGGACUUCUGCCACCGCCUUUACCAGAGACCCCAGCAGGGGGCUGAGCACACAGCCUGCAGGCCCGACAGCACAUCGACAUACUGGGCAGGGUCAUCAGCAGCAGCAGCAGCAGCACCCUGAAGCGCAGCCAGCCAAGCCUGUACCACCGAGACGGCGCAACUCAAAAACACAGAGCCAGUCCAGGCCCCAGGAACAACUCCCAGCCCAGGCUGCAGAAAAAGGUCAAGACCAGGGCAGGCGUCAACAACAACAACAAGUUCAGCUCAAGCGCCAGGAACAAGUCCAGUCUGGGGCUGGAGGACAGCUCCAGUGCAGGCCUCAGGACCAGCUCCCUCCCAGGGCCCAGGACCAGCUCCCAGGUGUGCCCCAGUCGGGGUCUCCCCCUCAGGCCCAAUCCCAGUCUCCCACACAGUCUCUGUCUCCACCUGAACUCCUAGAUGAGGCCAAGGCCCAACCUGAUGCCAGUCAAGAGCAGCAGGCUACACAGGGAAAGGCCCAGGGCCACCCUCAGCUGAAUAAAUCUCAGUCACUCAGUAAUGCUUUUGGCCUUGGAGAUAAAUCUUUCUUCCGGAUGGCCAGUGAGGAUGUGGCCAAAGCAGAAAGCAUUCGGAACCUGCGCAAGUCUUUUGUGAGCUUGUUCUCUGACUAGGGACAUGCACAAGAGAAUAUAUUGAAAUCACAAUUCACACUCUAAAUUUAUGCAUCAAUAUAAGCCAUAGAUGUUGAAUAUACUUUUUUUCUGAGUAAUACAGCUUAACAGGGUUGGUGAUGCUUCACAGUGUUGUUGAGUAGUAUUUCAUGUUCAUGCCAUUGAUUGUUAUUCUUUCUCUGAAUGUAGUCUUUACUUCUAGUUCAUUUUUAACAAAUGUAUACUGUAUCUCACAAAAAAGAAAGCUUGCCACUUCCCAUCGCACAUGCCAUAAAGCAACAAUUAACACAGCAUGCUAUGGUGCCAAUGUUUUGAAUCAUAUGCCCACUAGGUGUUUCACUUGAGUUAUUGUAUUUUCUAUUUUUAUUGUAUUUUAUUUGAAUGUGUUUGAUUUCAGCUGAGAUGAAUACCAUGCUUUUGUCAGUGAUUGGUGCAACAUAUUUACAUGUGAUACACAUCUGUGUUAUCAUACAGAGCUGAACCUGUGGAAUAGACUUUUAGCUAAACCUUAAGUAUUGCAAAAAUCAAACAUGCACAUCAUGAUGAAUAGGCUACUUUACUCAUGAAGUUGAUCCCAAAAAGCCCAUUUGCCCUUUCCCAAAAGCUGUCCGUAUUGCAAUUGAGUUAAUGUAUCUUUCAUGAGUGUUGUGCUGAAUUGUGAGUAUAAUAUCGAAAUAGUUUGAGAAGCUGAUUCAAAAUAUAGCCUAGCUUCUUCUGCUCAUGCAUA